CGUCCUAUUUUGGGGAUCUGUCAUUUGGGAUACGACAUUCAUGGCAAUCUGGAAAUAUCUUGCUCUCUGAUUAUAUUCAAAAAUGGCGGUGAGGUUGAAAAUAUCGUAGUAACUGAUCAUCUGCGGGAUCCUACGUAUAAUAUAAAAAAAUACAUUUAAUAAUUAAUUAGCUGCGCAGAGAAUGCACCGACCUUUCGUCUCGUUUGAUAACAGCUCUGAGGUGCCUCUCCUCCUCCAUCUCUCCAGAUCACUCAGAGUAGCUUCUUGCUAGCUCAAGCAGGAUUGAUGAGUGGGUGGCCAUGGAAGACGAUGCAUGGCAAAUGGUGGAGAAGCAAGGGAACCAAUUUGUGGUUAACGACCGACCUUUCUAUAUUAAUGGAUUCAACACUUACUGGUUGAUGGCAUUUGCUGCGGAUCAAUCCACCAGAGGAAAGGUUACCGAUGCGUUUAAGCAAGCAUCUUCAGUGGGACUAACAGUUUGUAGGACCUGGGCAUUUAACGAUGGACAGUGGCGAGCUCUUCAGAAAUCUCCUUCGGUCUACGACGAGGAAGUUUUCAAGGCCCUGGAUUUUGUGGUGAGUGAAGCAAAGAAAUACAAGAUCAGGCUCAUAUUGUCAUUAAGUAACAACUGGGAUGCAUAUGGUGGCAAAGCACAGUAUGUGAAAUGGGGAAAAGCUGCUGGCCUGAAUUUAACAUCAGACGAUGACUUCUUCUCCAAUCCUACUCUCCGGGGCUACUACAGGGCGCAUGUUAAGACGGUGCUUAAUAGAAUCAAUACACUCACAAAUAUAACUUACAAGGAAGACCCCACUAUCUUUGCUUGGGAACUAAUGAACGAGCCACGUUGCACCUCGGAUCCCUCUGGAGAUAAACUACAGGCAUGGAUACAAGAAAUGGCAGUUUAUGUGAAGAGCAUUGAUCCAAAACACUUGGUGGAGAUUGGUUUGGAAGGGUUUUAUGGCCCCUCAACACCUAACAAAGUUCAGUUCAACCCAAAUACACAUGCUCAGCAAGUGGGAACUGACUUCAUUAGGAACCAUCAGGUUCUUGGAGUUGAUUUCGCUUCUGUUCACAUUUAUGCAGACUCUUGGAUUUCACAAUCAAUUUCUGAUGCUCUUCUGCAAUUCACAAAGUCAUGGAUGGAAGUUCACAUAGAAGACGCAGAAAAAUAUCUUGGGAUGCCAGUUGUGUUUACUGAAUUUGGUGUUUCUGCAAAUGAUCCUGGGUACAAUCCGUCAUUCCGGGACAACCUUCUCAGCACAGUGUACAAGACCCUCUUGAACUCUACGAAGAAGGGAGGGAGUGGAGGCGGCAGUCUCUUCUGGCAGCUUUUUCCUGAAGGGACAGACUACAUGAAUGAUGGAUAUGCAAUUGUUUUAUCAAAAUCUUCUUCAACGUCAAACAUCAUAUCCCUUCAUUCCUCAAGACUUGCGGCCUUCAACUCCUUUUGUACUUGGAAAUGCCGUUGGGGCUGCAAGAAGAAUCAUGCUUUGGAGACAUCCCUCUGCAACGAGGAUGUGUAAAAAUUAAACAUGAGAAAGAAAAUGUCGGAAAACAAAAGUGGUUUAUUAUAGGAGAAAUGAUAUUUGUAAUUAUAAAGUGUGUAAACGUAUAAUUAUUUUGAAAAAAAAGUAAAUAAAUAUAAAUUUUGUAUAAAAAAAAA
Juglans regia (Persian walnut) is the source of this 1663-nucleotide messenger RNA. RefSeq names its product mannan endo-1,4-beta-mannosidase 6. The transcript is spliced from 6 exons. NCBI's taxonomy places the organism in Eukaryota, Viridiplantae, Streptophyta, Magnoliopsida, Fagales, Juglandaceae. The record is from RefSeq and is a predicted model, not a curated record. Bases 300 to 1523 code for a protein of 407 amino acids. Gene Ontology annotation, molecular function: hydrolase activity, hydrolyzing O-glycosyl compounds.